CUAAUAUUUAAUCAACGAACGUAUCUACAUGAGAUUGUGUCUUACAAUAAUUAAUCUUACUUAUUUUAGCACCUAAAAGAAGUAAAUAAAAAAGAUAUGAGUCUGUCAAAAUUUGCUAUUUUAAAUAACGUUUACUGGUAGUUAAUAUUUCUUGUGAUUAACAUGGGUGUCAUCUUAUCAACGUUAGGUAUACAGGAACCAAAACUUUCGUUAAGGCCACAAAAAGUGGUCGUCGGAACUAUACAUGGAACUCAAAUAACAUUAGCUUAUGUGCUUAACACUUUUGUAAGCAUUUUUGCUGUAUUGAUGAUCGUUCUCUUGGAGUUUGGUACAAUACCUGCAGUACAACAAGGUUUUUAUUGUGGAGAUCCUCUUAUAUCACAUAAAUAUACCGGUGAUACAAUUACUCCAGUCACAUUGGGAUUAACAGCUCCUCUUCUAGUGAUAGUGAUGGUACUAGUUACAGAACUGCUGGCCCAUCAGUCGAUAAAGCAAAUCAACCUGCAUGCUGUAGCAUUCUACGUUAGUGAAUCUUCAGUAGGCGCGACUUUAACUUUACUGGUUACGUCAAUAGGGAAAGUAUUAGUUGGUGAACACAGGCCCCAUUUUUUGGAUACCUGUGAGCCGGACACUGCGAAGAACUGUUCUAUAGGGACGUUUAUAGAAACUUAUACCUGUACGUCAACAGAAUUUGAACCUUCAUUUUUGGUUGACUCCUCUUUGUCAUUCCCAUCGGGACACUCUUCAAUUGCUUGGUUUAUUGGAAUAUUCUCAGCAUACGUAGUUCACGUAAGAAUGACAACUGUCAACUCUGGUUACAUCAUGCGACCAUUCCUAAUUUCUGUUUGUCUUACCUGGUCCAUGGUGUGCUCAUUGUCCAGAAUCACCGACAGAAGACAUCAUUGGUGGGACGUAUUGGCAGGUAGCGUGCUUGGAAUUGUCUUUGCGGUAUACACGAUAAAAGUGCUGCAUGAAAAAAUUAAAGAAAACAAUGUUCCUAUUUGCAAUAUUUGUUUGGAACGGGAAGUGCCACUUAAUGGAAAUGGUGUUAACACUAAUUUAAGUUUUGAACUCUAAACAAUAAUUAUUUGUUGUUAUUGUAUUUAUUUAUUUAUAUGUAUUUUAGGUAAUACAAUAUUUUACUUUUUUA
Molecule: messenger RNA, 1150 nt
Organism: Diabrotica virgifera virgifera (western corn rootworm)
Lineage: Eukaryota; Metazoa; Arthropoda; Insecta; Coleoptera; Chrysomelidae
Product: phospholipid phosphatase 1
Exons: 3
Coding region: 163-1077 (304 amino acids)
Biological process (GO): phospholipid metabolic process; signal transduction; phospholipid dephosphorylation
Molecular function (GO): phosphatidate phosphatase activity
Source: RefSeq, a predicted model, not a curated record